Molecule: messenger RNA, 793 nt
Organism: Morus notabilis
Lineage: Eukaryota; Viridiplantae; Streptophyta; Magnoliopsida; Rosales; Moraceae
Product: mitochondrial inner membrane protease subunit 2
Exons: 5
Coding region: 159-659 (166 amino acids)
Biological process (GO): mitochondrial respiratory chain complex assembly
Cellular component (GO): membrane; mitochondrial inner membrane peptidase complex
Molecular function (GO): serine-type endopeptidase activity
Source: RefSeq, a predicted model, not a curated record
UUAGUCAUUGCUACUUCUAGUGGUCCAAAAGCUGACGCCAUUGACAUUGUACCGCUUCUUUCUCUGUAGUAAAGCACGAAGAUCCAGCUUUCAAUCCAGAAAAAUUAAAUUUUGGAUUCAAUCUCAUCCAAAUGGUUAUGUUUUGAGGAAACCUGGAGAUGGGAACAAAGAAUAUUUUGUGGAAUUGUUCGAAGAAGGCUUUCACAUUUGGGCUAAUAGGGGUCACCGUUUCAGAUAGAUAUGGAAGUGUUGCUGCAGUUAGAGGUGCCUCUAUGUCUCCCACGUUCAAUCCCAGUACCAGUUCUUUGAUGGAUGACUAUGUUUUUGUGGAUAAAUAUUGUCUUAGGGACUACAGGCUUUCGCAUGGUGAUGUUGUUGUUUUCAGCUCCCUAACAAAUUACAAGGAGAGGCACAUAAAGAGAAUUAUUGGUUUACCUGGCGAUUGGAUUGGGAUUCGUCAUUGCUCGGAUGUGCUGAGAAUUCCAGAAGGACAUUGUUGGGUUGAAGGAGACAAUCCUGCGUCUAGUAUGGAUUCAAAUACUUUUGGCCCUGUCCCUCUAGGUUUAGUUGCCGGAAGGGUGACCCACAUUGUGUGGCCUCCUCAGAGAAUUGGUGCUGUUGAGAGAAAAGUUCCUGAGGAGAGAAUUUCUUCUCACUAGCGAGAUUUUCUAUAAGUCGAAAAUUUUUGCACAGGAAACAUAUUUUUGUCAUGAUUGUUCUUCUCUAAGAUUUUUGCCUCCGCUUGCAUUCUUUAUUUUGGAUUAUUUUUUCCAAUGAUAUAAGAUUGGUGUUA